ACGAAGUCAGUGGAAGGCAACAGGAAGAGAUAGAAACACUCGGCUCUUCUUUCAAAAAUAUAUGGACUUUACUCUCUAGGAGGCAGAAAAAAGAUGACCACAAUGAAAAUUCAACUGGCAUGCAUGAUGCUUCUGGCUUUCACCUCUUGGAGUCUGUGCUCAGAUUCCGAAGAGGAAAUGAAAGCGUUAGAAGCAGAUUUAUUGACCAAUAUGUAUACAUCGAAGAUUAGCAAAGCAAGGCUUCCUUACUGGAAAAUGACCCUGCUAAAUGUUUGCAGUCUUAUCAAUAACUUAAACAGCCAAGCCGAAGAAACAGGAGAGACCGGUGAAGAAGAACUUAUUACAAGAAGGCAAUUUCCCACUGCUUUAGAUGGAUUUAGCUUGGAAGCAAUGUUAACCGUAUAUCAGCUGCAAAAAAUCUGCCACAGCAGAGCCUUUCAGCACUGGGAGUUACUGCAGGAGGAUGUACUGGAUCCUAGAAAUUCAAACCACGAGAAAGAGGACAUUGUGAAGAGAAAAUCUCCUUACAUUCUGAAACGACAACUACAUUCAAAUAAAGCCAGAAGACCUUACAUACUUAAAAGAAGCUCUUAUUACUGACUGAGCAAGCAAAAGGCAUAUUUUAGUUUAUUAGUAAUUGUGCUUAAUGGUUCUUUUGAUUAAAUAUAAAAUCUGGUUUAUGUGAGAAAUAUAUAGCAGGUCAUGAACAGGACUACCUAAUUUUGUCUUUUACUGCAAAUGUGGUUUUUUUGAAUGUCAUUUUCCAAAUCAAAGAUAUUGGUCUAAAAAUUAUAAUAAAUCUAAUUUCCAAGCAUGA
Messenger RNA from Tachyglossus aculeatus (Australian echidna), 817 nucleotides. It is a transcript of the gene NTS, whose product is annotated as neurotensin. The coding region runs from base 94 to 600 and encodes 168 amino acids. The transcript is spliced from 4 exons. Gene Ontology annotation, cellular component: extracellular region; axon terminus. Gene Ontology annotation, molecular function: neuropeptide hormone activity. Lineage: Eukaryota; Metazoa; Chordata; Mammalia; Monotremata; Tachyglossidae. The record is from RefSeq and is a predicted model, not a curated record.